Molecule: messenger RNA, 6131 nt
Organism: Dreissena polymorpha
Lineage: Eukaryota; Metazoa; Mollusca; Bivalvia; Myida; Dreissenidae
Exons: 16
Coding region: 104-3892 (1262 amino acids)
Source: RefSeq, a predicted model, not a curated record
CUUGGUUGGAAUUGGCUACAUGAAUAUUUCAUAAGGUGGGUAGAGUGUCGUCUGCCGAACCGGAAGAACGACAUAUCUGGCGGACGAUCGGAGAGGAGCAGACAUGGCAACCGUGGCUGCGCUGAUGCUAUGUGCGGCGGCGGCGUUGGUACAAGUAGGGAAUGCGGUUGAAACAGUGUACAUGGUGCCGUUAAUGGGUAGACGGGACAAUGAUAGCGUCACCUCUAGCGACAAGGUCAAGUACACGUUUGUCCUCACGAAUACCGGAGAAACGUCUAUCAAGGUUCAAAUUGUUGGCCUCAAUAACAUCACAUGGAUCAACGAGACCAUAACACCACCGAUUGAUGUCCAGAAAGGUGAAAGCAAGGUCCACACAUUUGAAGACGACAGCAGGUCCCUUCGUGGCUCCGUCUAUUCAAACCAGACAGUGAUGGUGCGUUCAGAUGGUAAAUUUCAGCUGCAAGUGUUUGUCGAUGACCACGGCUACAAGGAGGGUUUUCUCGGCAUUCCCCAGUCGUACCUCAUCGACGGUCCGGUCGAACCGUUCAACGCGUCAGAGUACGUCACAUCAACGUUCUGCGCUAACGGCGGCUACUGCCAGUUUGCCGUGUCUGCGUUCGUCAACGACACGAUAGUCUCGAUCAAAUUCCCACACAACGUGCCCUUCCACAUAACCCUAUGUAAACAAAAAACAUUCAUCAACUCGGUGGACGACCCUGCCAUCACUAUGGGCGCAUUCGACACGAUUCAAUUCGAAAGUACCUACGAUCUUAGCGGGGUUCAUAUUUACAGCUUUCAGCCGAUCGCGGUGUUUGUUGGUUCCCGCAAUUUGACCAGCAAUUUUGCACACACGAUCGAGCAGUUGGUUCCUAGCUCAUACUGGGGUAAGGAGUAUGUGGUGCGGUCCAAUGCAGUCAGCGGAUACGGUGACAUAGUCAAACUGACCAGCAGCUGGAACAAAACGCAGGUCUCGAUGACGGGCUUCGCGCCGUUUGUAAUCAGCAACAGGGCGGAAGUAGUGGCGAGGAGGCUCGACAGCGGUACUUUGACUCACAUCAAGGCUUCACAUGAAAUUCAGGUCAUGAAGGUAACCGGUGCGGCGUAUGCUAGAGGCAACGCCACAAACGUGAGUCUGACGUACGUGCCUCCCCUUGAAGCGUUUGCAAACGUAACAAAGGGAAAAUGCUACGACGGGACAAAUGCCAAAUUACAUAUUAUUACACAACGAAGCCUUAACAUUACCGGUUUGUCUGCGGCGAUACCUACCAAAUUGGUACCUUUCACUUCGGUGUAUGAGCAUGUGUAUGAGGUAGGACUAGGUGGCAAUUACAGUGUGCCGAUGGUGUCUACUGGUGUUAUUAUGACAGGAAUCCUGCAGUGCGACACCGCUCUCCUGCCUCUUGUCAUGCGCAAUAACCAAGAAUCGCUUACAUCGCCUUUAAUCCAGAAAGAAGUCAUCGUGGAAGAAUUCGGGAGGGAGUGUAGAGAGGGGUUCCACGGCGAGUCGGUUUACAACGAGACCACGAGUAUCAUAUCUGCGCACAUGCUCAAUCUUAGCGCUACAACCCUGGGCGAUGACAUCUUGAUGCUUAGGGCCAAGGUGUGCGGAGAAGGCUCGCUUGUAUUCCACACAAACAGCAAGUCGGUACAUCUUUUGUUCAGUAAGUUCCGGAUGGUCAUCUUCGAGUGCACGCAGGACCAAUGCACGCAGCCUGUAAGCACUGCGAGCUGGUUCAACAAGAAAGCCGAUCAGUGUGGGGACGACAUGUUGAUGUAUUGGUUCCGUUUGAUCAACGCCUCACAACUGUGCUACGGCGAGGGAGUGAUGCCGGACAAGUCUAAGAUGUGCAAUGAUCCCAAUCUCAAUCCCAAACUCGAAAGCAAGCGGUACAAUCUGUCAGAAAGUCCAACCAAGAUCCUCAUGUCUGGUCUGACAGCGAGCGCAAUGUUUAACUACGAAUUCAAAACGUUGAACGGGUGCGCCGUCUAUAAUAACACAUCAUGGCGCUGCCAAGACCGGAGACACGACUGCUCGCGCUACGGAACCAAGUUCUGCUCCGAGAACAAAGACUUUGCCUCGUAUUGGUGUGCAAAACACUGUGGCAUUUGCAAAGUGGAUAACUUUGGGAGAGAGUUUAAAUUUGAAACUCCAGUGCCGUUUGACAAUAUAUUACAAGAAAAUUAUGUUAGUCUGUAUGUUACUCCACUGCAAUCCAAUACCCUCGUUGCUGUCGGCUUUGUGGUCAAAACAGACUCCUCCAACUAUACGGUCUAUACAGAAUACUCCAAUACAGAAAACUCCACAGUGUGGCACGGGGAUACGCACAAUGACGGCAUCCGAUAUUACGACCCCGUUGAUGUAGAUUAUGGAAAAUUGUGUAAAGAACGCGUGUGCACCAUACAUAUAUACAGCGAUAAAGAUGUCGCUGUCAAUGUAGUUUUCCGAAAGACAAGUUUCAACACACCAGAUUAUAUCAAUACACCAUUAUUUCCCUCUGACCUUCAAACAACAAAAUUUAUUAUGUUGAGUGAUGACAAAAUGGUUAGUCCUAAUUGUCGAAUCGUGUCAGAGUUUAAAGAAACUACCAUGUCCAUAAAACAAUUGAAAAAGAGCUAUCCGUUUACAUCAGAAACAAACUUCUGUGCAGAAAAUUGCAUUAGUGCAGACAUUUCUGGAAUAACAGUUGAGACAAACAGACCAUCCCUUAUUUUCUGUGGUAGUAGAGAUCAAUUUUCUCACUUCAGUCAACUUAUACCGAUUCAUUCAAUGGCGACACAAUUUUACUUUCCAUCUAUGCCACUUCUCGCGUCUUUAUAUAACGCCAAGCUAGUAUUCCUGACCAAUAGCGACAAUACGAUCGUGAACAUAUCGAAAGGUUUCGAUUCCUUCCACCUGCUCUACAACAGGGGGAACAAGGCCAUGCAAGACAUCGACCUCUCGGCGCCCUACAAUAUCACCGCAUCGGAGCCUAUCGCAGUCGGUGUUACUUUUUCAGACCAUUUAAACAGGACCGUGUUCCACAUUGUACCCCCAACGCACAACUUCGUCAGUGGGUAUUUCGCCUCCUUGUUCAGAUACCCUGACCUCAAGACGCCACAGCCAUCAACUGUCGUACACUCGGCCUAUCACAAUGGUAGCUCGGACACCUCUCACACGGACAAUACAAAUGCUAAGCCCGUCUACAGAUUCUGGGACUCGAAUGGCCCCGCCUAUGGGUUCUCCGUUGUCCAGUUCAACCACAACACGUCGAUGAUCGUCCCUGGCUACUCGUCUAUUGGACCAAUGAUCACGCCGAUAAAACCGGAUAAUGAAACAACAACAGCGAUAAUUGGUGACAACAUCGACAACGACUGCGAUGGGCAAAUCGACGAAGAAACUUGCUAUCUGGGUUACGGCGUAUACCCUACAGAUCAUGACCUAGACGGCGCCUUCAACGAAGACUGCGGAGCGAUUAAUGAAACUGGCGAUUCCAUCGUGUCGGCCCCUGUGCCCCCCGUCUGCAUGGAGCCACCGAAUCGCCCGGAGUCACAAUGCUGGACAGUCUGUAAAUGUCCAUGCUCAUGGGUGGAAAAAUACGAGUUGGAAAAGAAUCUAACCAAGACGGAGCUGGAGGAGAAGUACAAGGACAAGAACGAGCAAAUGCAACGGACACUGGCUGUUUCUAAGGAAAAUCUGAUGAACACCGCCAUGAAAAAGAAGAGCGCAAGAGACGACCGGAAGAGCGCCGCAAGCAUCGGCUACGUGGGCAUCGCCAUUUUCGCUAUCGUCUUUGGCACAAUCGUCAUCUUGGACAUCUCGGCUCUCAUGCGUGACGGCCGCAUGUUCAUCAUGAACUGGCGAGACGGGAUCGGCCGCCUUGUCCGCUGCAUCCGGCGCAAAUUAUGCGCGUGACGUGUUUGUGAAGAUAUGUUUUAAAUAUAUGCGUAGUGAGUACAUCAUUUGGACUUGAUCAAUUUUAUGUAAUUAUUGCAUCGAAAGCACAUAAAAGCUUAAGACGAAGUUCACGAUAUUGUGAAUUGAUUUAAAAUUAAAAAAAAAUUGAAUGCUGCAAUACUUGGGUUUUAAUAUUUGUGUAAAAUUUCUGUGGUGUUUACAUAAUCGUAUACAUGUAGAUGUAUUUUUUACAUUCAAUUAUUAUUGUAUGUCAUUAUCAUAUAUAAACAUGAAUUUAGAAUGCAGGCAAAAGAUAAUCUGGUCAUGCGUCUGGUCGAUCAUUCAAACUAGAUUUUCAUGUUUCAAAGGAAUAACAUCUUUGUAAAGGUGAAAUUGUACACACUAGAGGACAAUCCAUGCAGAAACUAAAUAUAAAUAAAGUAGAAAAGAAAAGGACAAAUAUUGAAAACAUAAAUAUUUACGAUUGUGUAUUAUUAUUUUAUUAUAUUCGCGCACUUUUUUCCAUUUUAAUACAUUUUCAAAUUGUUUUUUUUAAAUUUCAAUAUGUAUUCAAAAUAUAGAGUUUCUCCGAAUGUAUUUUAAUUGUAUUCUUAUAUGAAUAUGUACCUACUGAAAAGUAAACGUAAGUUAAUAGCUCAAAGUAUGAAUGAACAAAGCGUUUUGGCAGUGGUCAAAUCGGGAGAGAUUUAUGUGCAGAGAUGUUGAUGUUAGGACAUUGCUGAGAACAUGUGCCUAGCAAAACGUUUGACAAAUCUUGCAUCGUUAAAAAAUCAAAGUCGCAAGUAAAGGAAGCGUUUGUUUAAGUUGGCAUACUGCUUGUAAUGUGAUUUUCGUGGACAUGUAGUUAAAAUGUAUAGAAAAAAAAAAAAAAUUGAUUUGAAGAUAAUGAGUCAUUUAAUGGCACACAUUAGUUUUUGUCUCGUCAACAUCUACGAUACAUAUCCCAAUAUUGCUGGAAAAAAGGGGAAAAAAUAAUGCGAUAGCUUUCAAUUAUGAUGCAUUUGAUACUUUUCAAGUUAAUAAGAAAAUAGUAGCAACAUCGCCGCAAUUGUACCACUGUAUAUACAUAUGUGUCUUGUUCUGUGAAAAUUUGACAAAAUGCAUGUGCGUAACGUGUCGUCCCAGAUAGCCAGUGCGGUCCGUACAGGCUAAUCAGGGACGACACUUUCCGCUUUAAUGGUAUCUUUCGUUUAAAGGUAGUCCUUUUUUACCGAAAAUCCAGUUUAAGCGGAAAGUGUCGUCCCUGAUUAGGCUGUGCGGACCGCACAUGCUAAUCUGGGACGACACAUUACGCACAUGCAUUAUGCCCAGUUUUCUCAGGCCAAGACGCAUAUAAUUAUAACACGCAUACGGGAACGUUGUUUUUUAAGCUUUACAUGGUCCGCUGCCACAAUUGAAUAUCUGAUCAAGUCUUCUUAGUAGGCCAACUACAGCAGUAAUGCGCAUCGGUUACCACUCUUGUUUUGGACUAUUGUCGAACGAACUCGUGUAAAUGAACUUUUUCAAGAAAAGUUAAAUUUUGACAUUUAAACGAAUGCGAAUACAAUAAAAGAUUUUGGGCCCCUGUGCCAAGGUUCUCGAUUAAAUAGAAUAUUCACGUACACCCUGGCAUUGUACGAUCCAUCGCCCGUAAGCUCGCCGAUGCAAGAUUUAAUCUAUAAGCAAUUACUUUGUAUGUUCACUGAGCAAGUUUUCCCAUGCUGAAACUAUAUUUUUUCUUUACAGUCGUUGUUGUUGUUGUUGCUGUUGUGUUGUUGUUUGUUAAACCGUUGUUGCUAUUUUGUAUAUAAAGGUUUGGGAAAGUGUGGGUCACAUGUUAAUAAUAAAAGUAAUGAUAAUAAUAACAAUAAUAACAAAAAUAAUAAUACUCACAUGAUAAAAGAAAUGUUACUUCAAUGAUAAUAAUAAUAAUAAUAAAAAUAAUAAUAAUAUGUAUUACACAAAGAGUAAUUGUCUUUUUUACAAAUAUUAACAUAUAGUUGAAAAGCAUUUGGUUAACCAUAUAACAAUUUCAUAUCUUAGUAUAUAUUGACCAUUCUGUAAAGAUAUAAGUUUAUAUGACUUUUUAGAUAUUGAUGAUGUUAAUUGUUUCUUGUUAUGCAAGUUAAGUUUUAUUUUAUUUUUAAACAAAUUGUUGUGUGAGCAUGUUUACAGCUUAACAAAUAGAUGUGGUUGUUUUAUAAUCAAAUGUUGUUUAUGUAUUUUUUUUAUUUAUUCAUUAAAUGUUGUAUUAAGA